AAAAAAUACGCGGCAAGGAGAGAGAGAGAUAGAGAUUAGAGAUAGCGGUGGAGAGUCGUAAGCUUAGCGGUAGGAGAUUAGAUCUUUUCCCGUCGUCGGUGACGGAGGUUAUGCCUUUUGGCUGUUGAGGUUAAAAUUAAGCUUUCAUUUUCGAGUGUCUUUUGAGAUAUGGAACAAGAUUACAUCUGCUCAGGCUGCUAUCAGUUUCGGGUUUCUUCGUUGCAAGAAGCUCUCGAUUUGCGGUUUCUUGCGCUCUCAGGUGGCUCUUUCGUUAACUGCACUUAGUGGUACUCUGACCUUCUUCUGUGAUCUUACUGAUGCAAAUUUCUAAGUCAGGGCUGAUGUCUGCAAGUUAUCGUUUCUUCGCAUAGUCCUGAAGCCCCAUCUAAACCCUUUUCCUUACAGUAAAAAAAACUGUGUUAGUCCCUAUUCCAUGUCUGGUUCUUAUGGGAGCUGACUAACGAAGGAUGUACAAGCUUCUUUUCAAGUUUUGACAAGUCGUAGCUUUGAUAGUCUUUUCCUAGAGUCUCUCUGAACCCCCUUGGUUCGUGUUGGUUCAUUGCGUCUUCCAGUCAUUAUGUUUUGCGUUCUUCUCUUGGUGUCUUUCUUUUGCUUUGCUGGUCAACCGAUUGAUUUUCAAAGUAAAUAACGGCUAGCCUACCCCCAGCGGGAGAAACUUUGAGUUGUCUACCAUACGGACUACUAGAAACUGAAGUUAUAUACGUUACAAACAAAAACUAAAGGAGAUACUUUACUUUACUGUUGCGGUGAUGGAGAGGUAUAGUUUAAUCAAAGAAGUUGGUGAUGGAACUUUUGGGAAUGUUUGGCGAGCUGUCAAUAAACAGACGGGUGAAGUUGUUGCAAUUAAAAAAAUGAAGAAAAAGUAUUUCUCUUGGGAAGAAUGUAUUAAUCUGAGGGAAGUGAAGUCGCUUAGCAGAAUGAAUCACCCAAACAUUGUGAAGUUGAAGGAAGUCAUCCGGGACAAUGACAUCCUAUACUUUGUGUUCGAGUACAUGGAGUGCAAUCUUUACCAGCUUAUGAAGGAUCGCCCCAAGCUUUUUGCAGAAUCUGAUGUCAGAAAUUGGUGCUUUCAAGUCUUUCAAGGUCUUUCUUACAUGCAUCAGCGUGGAUACUUCCACCGUGAUCUUAAGCCAGAAAAUCUAUUAGUCUCUAAAGAUGUCAUUAAGAUUGCUGAUCUUGGCCUGGCCCGGGAGAUUGAUUCGAGUCCACCUUAUACAGAGUAUGUCUCCACACGCUGGUACAGGGCACCUGAAGUACUGCUACAGUCAUAUGUGUACACGUCAAAAGUUGAUAUGUGGGCCAUGGGCGCUAUUCUGGCUGAGCUGUUAUCUCUUCGCCCUCUCUUUCCUGGAGCUAGUGAAGCAGAUGAGAUCUAUAAAAUCUGCAGUGUGAUAGGUAGCCCAACUGAAGAGACAUGGUUGGAGGGGCUUAAUCUUGCUAGCGUCAUCAAUUACCAGUUCCCUCAGCUUCCGGGUGUACACCUAUCAAGCUUGAUGCCAUAUGCUAGUGCGGAGGCAGUGAACCUUGUUGAGCGCCUCUGCUCAUGGGAUCCCUGUGAUAGGCCAACUGCUGCAGAGGCUUUGCAGCAUCCAUUCUUCCAGAGUUGCUACUAUGUUCCACCAUCUCUCCGUGCCAAACCGUCUGUUGGCCAUAGAGGGUCUCUCGAGCAUCAGCAGCAAUCCGUGAAGAGGUUGCCAGCGACUUUGACCAGUACUGCUAAUAAUAAGCCGUUCAACAGCUACGCUACUCCAAGGGCGAAUAAUGCUCCUCCUUAUGGCGCUUUUCAGACCCAGCGGAAGCAGGAGAUGUCUAAUAAGAUUAACCAGGACACAACAUGGAACAACAAACCCGUGGGAAGUUAUCACGGCAGAGAUGCUAAUAAGUAUAUACCACCACCUGGAAGGAAGAGUCCUCCAUCCAUGAACAAGAAUUGGGUAUUUUCUCGUGGGCCAUCAGAGGCUGCAAAUAAACUAGCAAAUGCAGCGGUGGGAGGAGGAAGAUGGAAUCAAAGGCAACAACAACCGGCGAUGAAGGCAGGGUGGGUGGGAGAAAGUGGUGACAUGUUCCUCAGGCCUACACAGCCUCCCAAUCCCUACUCUAGGAGAAUCGCUGGUUAA
Eruca vesicaria subsp. sativa (arugula) is the source of this 2138-nucleotide messenger RNA. Lineage: Eukaryota; Viridiplantae; Streptophyta; Magnoliopsida; Brassicales; Brassicaceae. The record is from the annotation of a GenBank genome assembly.